Colossoma macropomum (tambaqui) is the source of this 1936-nucleotide messenger RNA. RefSeq names its product ribosomal protein S7 (gene rps7). Lineage: Eukaryota; Metazoa; Chordata; Actinopteri; Characiformes; Serrasalmidae. The record is from RefSeq and is a predicted model, not a curated record. Gene Ontology annotation, biological process: rRNA processing; translation; ribosomal small subunit biogenesis. The transcript has 4 exons. Gene Ontology annotation, cellular component: ribosome; small-subunit processome; 90S preribosome. Gene Ontology annotation, molecular function: structural constituent of ribosome. Bases 84 to 440 code for a protein of 118 amino acids.
UAAUGCUCACGGCGACGCGCUUUUACCGGCCUCUCGCGAGAUUUCGGCCUCUUCCCAGGCCGUCGUUGACUGAGACAUAGGCCAUGUUCAGUACCAGCGCGAAAAUCGUGAAGCCAAACGGCGAAAAGCCAGAUGAGUUCGAGUCUGGCAUUUCCCAGGCUCUUCUUGAGCUGGAGAUGAACUCUGACUUGAAGGCUCAGCUGAGGGAGCUCAACAUCACAGCUGCAAAGGAAAUCGAGGUUGGUGGCAGCAGGAAAGCCAUCAUCAUCUUUGUGCCUGUGCCCCAGCUGAAGUCCUUCCAGAAGAUCCAGGUGCGUCUUGUGCGCGAGUUGGAGAAGAAAUUUAGCGGCAAGCAUGUGGUCUUCAUCGCACAGGUAAGGACACCACCACACCCACAUGCCAUGCUUUCGACAGCUGUAAUGCUGCGCUGUUGUGUAUAAGCCUAAGUGAGGCCAAAGGAGUGACGUGUUUUUAAUUUAAAACAUAAGUGGGCUAGUGGUGUGAGCCGUAUCAUUUAUAUAGAGGGCUUAUUUGAACUUAAAGCAAAUAAGGAAUGUCUUGGCAGACGAUGUAACUAAAGUUGUAUCCAGAAAUGUUGUGUAAGUGGUCAGACUUCAGCAUUGAGCCCAUUUUCUUCUUGUGCCAUCUUAAUGAAGUGGAGUUUUUUUUUAUUGCUGAUCUUUAUUUUUAAACAAAUGUGCAUAACCUCCAUCCUGGAUGUAGAGUACCACUGUCCAGCAAAUUGUAGAGGUCUUCAGUCUUCACAGGGCUUGUGUGGCCGCAGGUUAUUACACCACACAAGUGAAAGCAUAACCGAUCAACUAUGAAAACUGAGACCAGUAGAGUUUCUGCUUGAUUGAAAUUAAAACUUGCACUCACACCAGUCCUUUUAAGGAUGAGAUUGAAGACCCUUGUUGAUUUCCCCUGCUCCCAAGUGAAGCAACUAAAGAAAUAAAUCAAAGGCCCCAUCCUGAGUUGAACUAGGUGGUGUUAGAGUAGGGAGAGCAUCGCAGCAUGCAUGGCAGUGGUACUACAGGACCAGACGUGAGAACCAUUGGCCUAUUGCAUUUCUUUUCUCUUUAAUAAAUGGUUUGUUAGGCUUAUCUGAAUUUACUGUACUGUGUAAAGCCUGGUUUUGUAGUGAUAUAGCAAAAUGGCUAGUACUGUAGCGUUAAGGUUAUUCUUUUACAUGAACAUUAACUUCCCAUUAAAGAGGAGCUAUCUGUGUGGUUAAAAAAAUGCAUGUAAGAUGACUAAGUGUAAUUAAUCGUCCUGCUCCAAGUCAGUUCCGUUUUAGUCGUUAAGGUGGUCUUUCUCAUCAAGUAGCGUUGCACUACCUUUGUAAAUAAUACAAGACUUUAGGCAAUGUUGAAUGACUGUACAUAACCAACGUGGGCACCCUGUGAGAUGGCUCUCAUAUGGCUCUGUCCGUGUGGCGUAUGGGAGCGUAGCACAUUAGUGCCAUGACGUAUGGUCCCAUUCCACGACGUUGAAUAGCAUGCAUGUCCCCGGCUCUUGGCUGUUGAGGACGGCGUCCUGUAUAUUCCUAGGUCUUCCCAGAGCUCUUGGCUAUUACUGGGGAGGUAAACCAUGCAGUGCACAAUUUUUCUUGUUUAAGCUAGUCCAUAAGCCUGGUUCUGGCCUUAUGAAGCCUUUGUUACCAGGAAGAAAAGGCUUUGUCAACUUAGACAUGUAAUACCAUAUGAGUUUGAAAACUUUUCUGUGAACUUGUAAUGAAAAAAUUGACUCAUUUCUAGUAAAUUGACUGAGCUUGCAUGCAGUUACUUGCUCUGUCUAACACUUACAUUUGUUUUUCAGGUUGAGACCUUCGCUGGUGUGUACAAGAAGCUCACGGGCAAAGAUGUUGUAUUUGAAUUCCCAGAAUUCCAACUGUAAAGAGCAGAUGGCAAAAUAAAUUUGUAUACCAUCAUGUCUA